CGGACGCUGCCCUGUCAUCAGAGAGAGAGAGAGAGAGAGAGAGAGACGGAAAGCUUUGAAUCUGAUCCUGAUCACAGGGAAAACCAGUCAAGGUUGCACCUUUCGCUGGUUCUCCAAUUACAGCCUUUCUUCUCAAGCAAAUCCACCCAGUUUUAGCUUUCCAAUUCCCUAAUUCCGAUUCAAGGCACCUCCAAAUCCCCAAACCAAAAUCUCUUUUUUUUUUUCUUCCACAGCGCAAUCCUCCAUUUCCUGAUCCACUGCAUUUCCAACAACCUCCAGUCAUUCGAACCCUAGUUCCAUCCCAUCAUCCUCUUAUCUCCACCAACAAUGGUGACUACUCCUACCACCAACACCGCCAAUACCACCGACAACUUCUCGCUUUUACCUGAUGACACAGUACUCGACAUCCUUACCCGCUUAAUCUCCGACCCCCGUGACUGGUCCCGCCUCUCUUGCGUCUCUUCCCGCUUCUCGAACCUCAUCCGCUCCAUCUGCUGCCGCUCGUGGUGCUGCCACUUCAUCCCCAACCUUGCCGCUGAUCUCUCCAUCGUCCGCCACGUCCCCGGCGGCUGGGCUGCCCUCCGAAAGCUCUCUAUCUGCUGCCCUGGCCUCCACCACGCCGGGGUUCUCCUAGAUGAAUACCCUAAUCCCAAGUGUAGCCGCCGCCCCAUUUGGGAACCUCAUUUCGCCUCGGCGCAACGGGGAUUUAGCAGGGAGGAGGGGAGCAAGUUGCUGGCAAGUCGGUUUCGGGGUGAUUGCCUUUAUGUUAGCCAGUGGCCGGGGUGUGUUCAUGCCGAGACUAGGCGGAAGUACUUGUUGUUCAGGGGUGUGUUUAAGGAUUUUAAGGAUACUUCGGUGUGGAAGGCGGUGAGGGAUGCUAAGAAGAGUAAGAUUGAGGCAAAAUGUGCUUUUUGUGAUGGAAAAGAGACUUGGGAUUUGCAUUCUGCAUUUUGUUUGAGGAGGGGUUUGGAUUUUCAUCAAGGGGAGCCGGUUGUUCGAGCUUUUGUGUGUGAGAAUGGUCAUGUUUCAGGUGCUUGGGUUGAGAAGCCAAUGUAUUUAAUACAACUGGACAUGCUGCAUUGUUCUGAUCGUGUGAAGUCAUUUAAUUGCAUUUCCAUAAUUGUCGGGUCAGAGAAUUUUUCAUGCUGAAGGGCCUUGUGGGAUCGGUGGAUGGGGCUAGUGUGUAAUCCUAGGAAAGAAUGAAGAGGCCAUGGAUGCCUUGUCCAAACAAGGAAAAAUCUCUCACAUGGAUAUGUGCAAUAAAGGAAAGAAGACGGCAUUGGAUUGCUUACAUUAUGAUGAUUGGUGCUAUCAAACAAGCCCUAAAUGGGGUAGAUAGUUGUUGGAUUUCUUUUUAAAAUUAUUAAAUUCAGUUUUUUCCAAUUAUUUUUUUAUAUAGUUUUGUGUAUAAAUAUUCAUUGAAGGAAUAGACAAAAUCAAGCUUUCAAGUCA
Messenger RNA from Dendrobium catenatum, 1452 nucleotides. Its product is annotated as phytochrome A-associated F-box protein. The coding region runs from base 328 to 1149 and encodes 273 amino acids. Gene Ontology annotation, molecular function: protein binding. Lineage: Eukaryota; Viridiplantae; Streptophyta; Magnoliopsida; Asparagales; Orchidaceae. The record is from RefSeq and is a predicted model, not a curated record. The transcript is spliced from 3 exons.